AGCGAAGACCUCCGACUAGUCGACAGAUGUGAAAUGCAUAUCCCCGCAGCAGUCAUCAUCAAGAUGCGAUUGUUUUUUGAAAAACAAAACAAAAAGCAACUUUUCAAGGCUCACGCGGGAAUAUGGAAAAAAAAAUGAACGUUUUGUAAAAGUAUUUGACAUCCGAGACGUUGGUAGACCUUUAGACCCCCGUACGAUCGAUAAAAUUUCAUUAGAUAAAAGUGACACGUCAAUGUUGACUUUGCUGUUACGAAACUACGGAUAUUGCUAUAUAUCUUAUAUCUAUCUGGUCAAUGGGAAAACAUGAGGGCCUGGUAAAAACUGGUCACCGAAAACUCGAAAGAAAUAACUGAAAAGAAAUAAAAAUUGGAGAGGAAAAACGUCAAGAGUUUUGCCGCCAUGUUGGCAACACUGCGCGUCACGAUCACGAAGGACAGUCUAGAGCAGGAGAUAAAGAAAAGAGACCUGAUUGCUUCAUCGCAUAUACAUUGAAAAAGUGAAGGGGGGGUAUAUACGAAGACAAAUAAUGCACUUCGAGUUCAUCGUCGUUCGUGUUGUUGAUCUCGCCUAAGUCAUUUGAGAAAAUGACAACAAACCUUAAUGGAACCACGAGGGACUGGAAUGCAACUACAAUUACAACAAUGUUCGAGACCACAGCAGCUUCGACUGAACUAGACUACAGCAAUUCCAGCAUCCUCUCAAACACAUCUACUACUCCAUCACCUCAUCAUCCCGAUUCUAUAUGGUUAAUGUCAGCUUCGGCCCAAGGAAUAGCAGGAGUUUUCGUUUGGGCAGCUGUGUUUAUCACUUGCCAUCAGAUUUACCAGUAUCUGAGGUUUUACACUCACCCCUCUGAGCAGCGCUGGAUAGUCAGGAUCCUCUUCAUCGUCCCCAUCUAUGCUCUUACUUCUUGGUUUUCUCUCCUCUUCUUCCACAAAAACAGUUACUAUGUCUAUUUUGACACAUUCCGAGAUUGUUACGAGGCUUUCGUCAUCUACAACUUCUUGAGUCUCUGUUACGAAUACCUCGGUGGAGAAGGCAACAUCAUGAGCGAAAUUAGAGGGAAACCAAUCAGAUCGAGCUGGUUCUACUGCACCUGCUGUCUAUCGGGGCGUCAGUAUUCGAUAGAAUUUCUUCGUUUUUGUAAACAGGCCACCCUUCAGUUCUGCGCCGUCAAGCCAUGCAUGGCUUUUGUGACUGUUAUCCUGCAAUCACAAGGUCUCUACUCUGACGGUGAUUGGAGCCCCCAGUCCGGCUAUCUUUACAUCACGAUCAUCAACAACGUCUCCAUCACAUUGGCUCUCUACGCGCUUUUCCUCUUCUUCUUUGCCACCAAAGAUCUGCUCUCGCCCUACGACCCGGUUCUCAAAUUUGCCAUCAUCAAAUCCAUCAUCUUUUUGUGCUUCUGGCAAGGUGUCUUGCUGGCCGUGCUAGAAACGUUGGAAAUAAUCGCUCCGAUCUAUGGCUCCGAUAAUACAAUUACCAACGCUGGAACCGUUUCGGCUGGCUAUCAAAACUUUUUGGUCUGCAUUGAAAUGGGUUUCGCUGCCGUGGCCUUGCGCUACGCUUUCCCAGUGACGGUUUACGCCCAAAAUUGCGCCACCGAUUCGCGUGGUCGCACAGUCACCAUGCAAAGUAUCUCGAGCAGUUUGAAGGAAACGGUCAAUCCGAAAGACAUGAUGACGGACGCUUUCCAUAAUUUCCACCCGCAAUAUCAACAGUACACGCAGUACAGCGCCAGUGGAUCGACAUCUCGCGGUGCCGGUGGAAGGCCAAGCCGUAACGGAACAUUUGACACUGAUGAAUCGGGCCCUGCAAUUCACCGGACGACUCCAACACUUCAUCCACCUCCGUCGACAUCCAGUGCAGCUUCGACUUCUUCCCCUUCAGCUCAUCGCCCCGUCAUUUCAGGUGGUGCUGCUACUUCUUCGUUUUCCACUUCUUCGGCUGCUGCUACUUCUACCGCUGCGUCACCAUCAGCUCAUCUUCCCGCCCAGUCAGGAGGUCCAGUUGGGGUCCCGCCAUCACGUCUCGCUUACACUGAAAAGACGAUGCUACUCAGCUCGGACGACGAGUUCCAGUGAGCUUCGACAACCAUUUACACGAUACACAGACAGACACACACAUAUACACACAUUCGAGACACACUUGAAACGGUGUAAUGGCAUUUUUCUCUUUUUUAAAAAGAGAUGGAAAAUUAUUUUCCGCACGUCUCGUUCCGCCAUUACGGUGACACACACAUACACUAUUACAUGAUCGUUACUGCUGUUGUGUUUUAAAAUCACACAAAAUACCUUUUUUCUUUUGAAAAAAAAAAAAUCGCUAUGGAUCGGGAGCGGUAAUUUUUUUUUUUCUCUUUCGUCACCUCCCCUAUUAAAACCAUAUUUGUAAUAAUUUUUCUCCCCUCCCCCUGAAAAAUGUUUGUAUAAGUUUCCCUCGGGUCAACGUACUAUAUAAUAUUUCAUGUAAACCGUACAUAUAUAUUAUAAAUAUAUUUCAUUCAGUGUUGAGUGUGUAUUACUACUACUACGAUAACUUUUGUUUAAAUUCUUUUUUGAGAAAUGUUUUUCUUUUUUGAAAUUCUCGUCGAGUGUCAUAAUUUAUUUGGAUAACGAAGGCGCCAUUUUUUCAGCUCUUUUCUUUUCUUUGCAUGCUGUUCUUAUUCAAAAUUGCGUAAUCAAUUUUUUUGGCACCGAAACGAGUUCAAUGUUCCCCCCCUGAUGCACUACACACGCAAUCAUUAUCGUCAUCGACAUGUCUAAUUAUUAUUCCGUAAAACUUUUUUGUGUUGAUAAGAAACCAGAAAAACAAGGUUGUGCCCCCUAUAAUGGGACGACAUUUUACGAAUGGGACAAAAAUGUUACUUUUUCCAUGUGAUUGAAGUUUAACAAGACCGAAAUACACACAACAACAAACCAGA
Messenger RNA from Daphnia pulex (common water flea), 2920 nucleotides. It is a transcript of the gene Tmep, whose product is annotated as transmembrane protein 184B-like. The coding region runs from base 585 to 2084 and encodes 499 amino acids. The record is from RefSeq and is a predicted model, not a curated record. Gene Ontology annotation, molecular function: transporter activity. The transcript has 9 exons. Gene Ontology annotation, biological process: transport. NCBI's taxonomy places the organism in Eukaryota, Metazoa, Arthropoda, Branchiopoda, Diplostraca, Daphniidae.